GUUAGGUGGUAGUGUGGGCAUCGAAGCAGCCAGCAGAGCCAGCAGUGAGCCGGUGUGAUGUAUGAAGAGAGCAGAGUGCAUCUGGUGGUAGGAGCCGAGCAGUGGGUGCCCUGGCUGCGCAUCACAGAGCACCCGGUCACUAGGGAACUCACCUACUCAGGAAUCAUGUACAACCUUCUCCUCGCUCUCUCUCAGACCAUGAAUUUCACGUAUGAGCUGAGGCGACCUGCAGACGGACUGUGGGGCGUGGGGUUCCCCAACGGGUCGUGGAGCGGCAUGCUAGGCAUGGUGAAGAGGGGUGAAGUGGACUUCGCCCUGGGUCCCUUUGCCUUCAACUGGGAGCGUUACCACUACGCCUGUGAGUUUAGCCAACCCAUUUUCGUUGACUAUGAGAGCGUUUUUGUGCGUAGGCCGGGGCUGGAGACAGACCUCUUCGCCUUCAGUCGACCAUUCCAGUGGCAGGUGUGGCUUGGAUUAGCAGUGGUCGUGCUGCUCACCUGGACCAUCCUAGAACUUUUCCUCCACCUUAGUCCCUACGAGCAGGAAACAACAAUGGAAGAUUUAAAGACAGAGGAAGAGAAGAUAGGAAUAAGGAGGAAGAUGACACGGGACCAGUCUAACAUCAUGUGGAUAAUCAGGACACUCGUUAAUCAAAGUAACCCGUGGCUGCCGAAGAGCGACAGUAGAAGAGUGAUAACAGCAUCGUGGCUUCUUUCUUGUAUUAUCUUCAUCUCCGUCUUCUCCAGCACACUCACUGCCAUGCUCUCAGUGCCUGCGGUUCGUCAACCCAUCGACAGCACAGAGGACCUGGUCAGGCAGGAUAAGGUUCCCUGGGCAAUCGAGUCUGGUUCAUUCCUCUAUCAGAUCCUAUAUCAAGCUACAGAGGGCAUCUACAAGGCGCUGUGGGAUGGACACACCGCCAGCAUCACUGACUGUUACACUUACCGUCAUGACAUUGCUGCCGGCAAGUACGCCGCCGUCUGUGACAAGAUGACCAUGAAGAAGGUGAUGUCGGAGGACUUCAGUGCUACUGGGACAUGCAGUUUCUAUAUGGCGAGGGAAGACUUUAUGUCCAUGCCCAUGGCUCUCGCCUUCAGGCACCGGCACCCCAUCUUCCCCAAGGCCAACCAGAGAAUUCUGGAACUUGUUAACAAGGGGCUGGUGGGAGCGUGGAUAUCAGAUCAGCUGCCCAACAGCACAGCGUGCCUGGGCGCCUCCGGGCCCACCUCCCCGCCCGACAAACACCCGCUGGCACUUAAGGACUAUUAUGGUCUCUUCACUGUUUGUGCGUUCUGUAUGGUGGGUUGUGUAGCAGUGCUGGGUGUGGAGAUGACAAUGGCUAGGUUCGCUGAGCGUCGCCGAGCCACCGAGAGGUGAUCCCGUUGGACCACCACCACCAGCUCUGGCUAACAGACAUGUGACCCCAGUUAGACUACUACUACUACAACCAUCACUGCCGCCACCACCACCACCCCCACCACAACCUCCGACGCCACCACCUCCAGCACCACCACAACCGCCACCACAACCUCCACCACCACC
Procambarus clarkii (red swamp crayfish) is the source of this 1542-nucleotide messenger RNA. RefSeq names its product probable glutamate receptor. Gene Ontology annotation, cellular component: membrane. NCBI's taxonomy places the organism in Eukaryota, Metazoa, Arthropoda, Malacostraca, Decapoda, Cambaridae. The record is from RefSeq and is a predicted model, not a curated record. Gene Ontology annotation, molecular function: ligand-gated monoatomic ion channel activity.